CUCGCACACUACCGUGCCGCGCGCACUUCACUCACGCUGCCCGAAGCUGCGAACAUGCCGCGACAGACAGGGUUGGUUAUAAAACGACACAACAUACGAAUAUGGUGCCACGAAUGCGACAUGGGACGCUUACAACGCGUCGUGUGGGAGGGCCAAGGUGCAAGACUGCUUAGCGAGGUUUCUAGCCAGCCGAUUGUCAAGAAAUUUUUAGAAGCUGUACCUUAUAUAAUGAACACAAUCCGUGACAUCCACAGCUCUGUAAUUCAAAAUGACUUGGAAGGUUUAAUGAAACUCACAGCCGACCCAAUACCGCCUCAAGCUCUAUCUAGCAGAGAUGCGAAUAAUUUGACAGCUAUGCACAAAGCUGCUGGUCUGGGUCACGGUAGUAUACUGAAGUACAUUAUCGAAAGAUACCCUGAAGGCAUAAAUGAUACAGACAAUGAUGGUCGCACACCUUUGCAUUAUGCUGCUAUAGUAAAAGAUGAGCAACAUACGUAUAACACUCUUAUAAGCUUUGGAGCUGAUGAAGGUGCAGUCGAUAAUAAAAAUAAAACACCAGCGUAUUAUGUCAAUAGGGCUCACGAUAUUGAUAAGAAUAUUUUUAAAAUGUUGCCUGAAGCACCAAGAACACCAUCUAGUGCUUAUCCAGCUUCGUGGGAUUGGAAAAUAUUAGGCACCGACUACAUUGGUAAUUUAAAUAAAAAGUCCCGAAAGAAAAAUUUAAAGGCAUCCAGUGAAAAUAUUUCUUCAAAAAACAACACGAAUACUAUAUCGGAUAGUGUAGAAAUUAACAAUAGUUUGAUGAAAAAUAGCAGUACGCAUGAGCUAAUUAGUGGUUUACCAGAUUUAAAUGAUAGUGAGAAACUUCAUGCAAUUAGUAAUGAUUCUAACGAAGAAGAUGCACAUAAUGAGGAUACAACUGAAACUGAAAACGUAAAGGAAAACAGUGAAAAAGAUAUUUCUGAAAGCACUGAUAUGGCUGAUGAAAAAAUUGAUAUAACAUCAACUGAAAAUGCUCACCCUGACUUUAUUGACAAAAAUGAUAUUGAAGACAUAGAAAAAAGUGAUGAUAAAGAUGUAAACCACGAGAAUACAAAUAGGACGGUUGAAGAUACUGAUGAUAAGAAUAAUGAAACGGAAAAUGUUAAUCAAACUAAUGAAGACAUGAAAGCGGACGACAUCGAUACAACCGUAGGCAAUAAUAAAAUCUCAGGUGAAAAAGAUAUUGAACCAGAUAAAGAAGAGACCACUGAAAAUGUUGAUGAGAGCAACGAUACAGCAACUAACGAAGUGACAACACAACAAGAAGAUAUAAGUGAAAUCCCCGAGAUUGAAAGUAACGAAGUUAUAAAAAAGGAAAGUAACGAAAUAGAUAAUCCAUACGAUAACUCGGAAAGCACACCUCAAGAAAUAAACGAAAAUGAAAAUAGUAAUGGUCAUAGUACACAUGAAAAAGCUAAUGACUAUGAUCAUAACGACCAUCUUCAAUCCGAUUCAAUAAAUGAGGAGAAAGACCAUGAAGAGGAUGCCUCUAAAACUACACCGAAUGAAGGAAACCUCAUCAACGGCCGAAAUAUACAGGAAAGUCUUAUAGAAGGUAUAAUUAGCAGUGAAGCUGAACAAGAAACGCAAGACGCAAGUAUCACUCAAAGAGAUGGCCCAUAUCACGACGACAUUCUAAUUGUAGACAAUGAAAUAGAUCCGGAAGUAACUGAUUUAAUCAAUACAGCUAAUAUGGAAAUGUUAGCAACUUUGGUAUUAAACGGAGAGGGAUCUAGAUUAAUUGGACGACAGUCUAGAAAUACAGAAUUGCAAGCGUUUUUGAACAAUGUACCUACUUACAUGCAAAAAAUAAACAAAGUUCAUGUAGCUGCAAGAGAAGGUAAUUUAAAAGAUUUGCAAGCAGCUUUAGACCGACGAAAAUUUGCAAUCGCUCGAGAUCCAAUUUCACCAAAUGGAGCUACCCCUUUACACGUGGCUACAGUUUUUGGAAAAAGCAACAUUAUGAAAUAUUUAGGGGGAAGAUUUCCUGAGACACUAUCUGCAGUGGAUUUUGAAGGGAGAACUGCUUUACAUUACGCUGCAGUAUUGCCAGAUAACGGUCAUUAUUACAAUGUAUUGCAACAGUUAGGCGCUAAUUCAAAAGAUUUGGAUGAUAAUGGUCGUUCCGCUGAAGAUUACCUUAGAAAUCUAACUCUGUUUCCAUUUAGGCAAAUGUUAAGAGAUUUCAGUAUCAGCGACGAGACAGCCGAUGCAAUGUUUUCAGAUAAAGGUACAAGCCAUGCCGUUAACGGCCAUAUGGACAUUCCCAUCUUUCAUACUGAAGAAGGCAGAUACCUUGCAAAGUCACUUGGCGAUCCUUUAAUCAAAGGUCUAACCGAAGUGGCUAAUAUUAAACCGAAAGAUCCCGUAGCGUUUCUUGCAAGUUUUCUUCACAAUUUUCCCGAAAACGAGAAGCCUCGAUUAGGAACACAGGAAACAAAUGUGUUGGUAACAAAAGAAGCUCCUGAAGUUGACAAUGAGCAUCCGCCGUUUGAUUAUAAGGACGGGCCUAAAGAGAUUAUCGUUGAAGAAACAGAACAUGUAGCGAAUGAUCGCACACGUACUGCUACCCGACCACACAAGCCAAUAGACGUAAUCACAGUGGAUCCCCAACUAGAAACUAGUCCUGAUACUCCCGAAACAGCUCUCACAAGUGCUAAUAGAGACGAGCAUGGGCAAUCUAUGUUACACUUUGCAGCUGCGCGAGCUCAUACAAACAAUGCCUUAUUUCAACUACUACAGGAAUCAGACAUUAGCCUUGGAUACCGAGAUGAGUUGUAUCGCACUGCACGUGAUGUCUCUAUACAAGCUAAUGUAUUAGAGAAUACUGCUGAAAUCGACCGAUGGGUCCUGCAUUUAGCUGCUAGAGGAAAGUCAGACAAAAUAAUGGAAUUGUUGCUUCAAGGAUACGAUCAUAUAUUAGACGUAGUAGACGAUGAAGGAGUUCCAAUAUCCGACGUAGUUGUUCAACGGGGCGAUAAUGAAAUGAGCAAUCUUCUUGCAUCGAUUCCACCUUUCGAGGAAUCAAGGGAAGCACUCCAGGGCGCAAUACGUCACGGUGACCUCUCCAGUGUUCAAGAAUUGCUUUCAGUGGAAGGCGGCCGCACGCUCGCCCUCGCACAGAACGCACUCGGCCGCAACGCAUUACAUAUCGCCGUGUUAGCGCAACACGAGGACAUCGUGGAACAUUUGGUUAAUACUUACCCAGAAAUACUACGCCUCGGUGACAAUCUGGAGCGCACUGCAUUACAUUACGCGAUGGGCGUUGAAAAGAUGGAAUCCUUAAGCCACAUACUCAUACGAGCCGGUGCUAAACGGGUACUUAAAGAUCUUAAAGGUCGACAGCCGUCAUACUACUUCAUGAAUAAAUCCGAUAUUUUACGCCUUAAAGAGGAAGAAGAAGCGUAUUGACAUGGAAGUGUUAUGGGAAAAUUGACGAAUGGGCAAGACACGAGAGAACGAUGAUCCUUAGCAUGUUUUAUAAAUACUACAGUUUCUGUCAUAUAUAUAUAUACAUUUAUUUCAAAUUUAUGAUAGAAUUAAGUAAAAAUUGGAAUAUAAAGUUUAUCUACUGUUAC
Molecule: messenger RNA, 3620 nt
Organism: Nymphalis io (European peacock)
Lineage: Eukaryota; Metazoa; Arthropoda; Insecta; Lepidoptera; Nymphalidae
Exons: 18
Coding region: 55-3453 (1132 amino acids)
Molecular function (GO): protein binding
Source: RefSeq, a predicted model, not a curated record